GCCUUUCGUCGCGUCGCGUGACAGACGUUGCAGAAGAGACAUAUUUAUACAGAGAAAGAGAGAAUAGUGUGAAAGAAGAAGAAGGGGGAAGAGGGUUUCUUCUUUUUUCUGGGGAAAAAUGUGAAAAAGGCGCUCAUUUUGAUCUCUUGUGAACCGACUCAUCAGCUGCUGUUUUGUCAGAAUUCCCCUAUUUUCAUAUAAAACCGUCAUCCCCUUCUUUAUUUCUCUUCAAUUUUACCAUAUCUGCAUAUACCAUUGUUGUUCUUCAUUAUAAAACCCUUUCUCUUUGCCAAAAUUCUUGAAACAGUUCUUGGUCUAUCUCUCCUUUGUCCCUUAUUUCUCAUCAAUUUUCGUUUAACGCAGCAACCCUUUUGUUUUCUUGGCUGUGUCUGAAAAACCCUUGUGAUAAUGUCUAGGAAUUUUCCAUAGUUGGUGAGAUCUUAGGCAUCUUUGCGAUAUGGGCGAUCUUCGAAUUGCAGACGGAUUAGCCUUGGAAGAUCGCCCACCCACACCAUCUUCGACAAUCUGGGAUGUUGCUGAAGAAACAACUCUGGAGAUCUUACGCUGUAUUCGUCCUACUCUUGACUCUGAAGAGAAGAGGAGAGAUGUAAUCGAUUACGUCCAGAGGCUGAUUAGAAAUUCUCUUGGACAUGAGGUGUUCCCAUAUGGAUCAGUUCCUUUGAAGACCUACCUUCCAGAUGGUGACAUUGAUUUAACUGUCAUUUGCAAUCCUGGUGCUGAGGACACUUUGUCACACGAAGUGCAUGCAAUUCUUCUGGCGGAACAAGAUAAUGAAAAAGCCGAGUACAAAGUGAAGGCUAUACAGUUUAUUGAUGCUGAGGUUAAGCUCGUGAAAUGCCUCGUGCAAAAUAUUGUUAUUGAUAUUUCCUUCAACCAAUUAGGCGGUCUUUGCACACUAUGUUUUCUGGAGGAGGUAGAUCAAGUUGUAGGCAAGGACCAUCUGUUCAAACAGAGUGUUGUUCUGAUAAAAUCAUGGUGUUAUUAUGAAAGCCGUAUUCUUGGUGCUCAUCAUGGAUUGAUUUCAACUUAUGCGCUGGAGACGUUGGUCCUUUAUAUCUUCCAUAUGUUUCAUGGAUCCUUAAACAGACCUUUUGAGGUUCUUUAUCAGUUUUUGGACUACUUCAGCAAGUUUGAUUGGGAUAACUUUGGAGUGAGUUUGAAAGGGCCUGUAUUGAAAUCAGCAUUUCCUAGUAUAGUUGUUGAGAAACCUGAAAACUGGGGAGAGGACUUAAUGAUUAGGAACGAUUUCUUUAGGGAAUGUAUGGAUGUAUUCUCAGUUCCAUCAAAGUCUAAUGACGCUAAUUUGAAAGUAUUUCCGUCAAAGUACCUUAAUAUUGUGGACCCGCUUAAAGAAAACAACAAUCUUGGACGGAGCGUCAAUCUAGGUAACUUUCGUCGUAUACGAAGUGCCUUCAAGUUGGGAGCACGCAGGCUCGGUACCAUCCUCAUCUCUCCAAACAAUGAAGCUGGAGAAGAGAUCAAGAAGUUCUUUGGGAACACGCUAGAACGUCAUGGAGACAAAUUCUUCCCGUUUCCAACUUCUCUUUCUGGAUCAUUAACCGACGAAACCUUGAGUGGAGACUUAAGCGAUUAUGAAUUGGAGAAAGAUGCAGGGAAAAUUAGUUGUACAAUUUCUGGAUUUUAUUUACCUGGUGGAGAUACGACCUGGAGAAUUUCAAGUAGCAACACAUCGGAUUGUUCUAUAUCGAGUUUGGACUUGAGCCGAGCUCCUCAUUCAUCAUCCUAUUUCUCUGGAUCUUCUGCUGAAAAUGGGAAGUCGUCUAAUAAUAGUGCGUUAUCCGAAGGAAAAUCAUCAUCAGUCUGUUCUAAUGACAAUCUGGUAUCGAUAAUGCCAUACAGCGAUGAAAAUGACGACGAUGAUCGUUCUACAGAUUCUGGAAUAUCCGAUGAUAUGAGUUCGAUACUCUCAGAGUGUUUGAUUCUCGAUUUUAGAGAAACGAAUUCGGAUGAUGAUUAUGUGUCAAGAGAGGAUCUAGAAACUCUGAAUCCUUUGGCCGAUCUGAGUGGAGAUUUUGAUAGUCAAAUAAGGAAUCUCUUAUGGGGUAAGCGAUGCCUUGGAACUGGAAUUCAUCCUCCUUAUCAUGCACCGACGAAGAAUCAAUCUUUUACAUGCAACCUGAAUAUAUUCCCUUGUUCUGAGACAAGUAAUCAGCCAAUGAAGUUUAUCUAUGUUUUUGAAGAAAAUAAAAAACAGAAGGGUACUGAGCCUUUCCAUCCUAAUUUGAAUGGAUUUUCAUAUAGAGACAGAUCGGCCGGAAGGUUGAGCUGGAGGAAUCCUAGAAGCAAUAGCUUUGGAAAUCAAAGGCAAUUCAAGAGGCGGCAAUAUUGGCCUGAGAAGAACUCGACUUCUUCUGUACUAGUGACUGAGAAGACAAAAUCUGAAGAAUCACAUGUCAUCAAUGGUGAUGUUUGUAAUACUACUAUUCCAGUUAACAUUAUAUUUGGAUCGCUAGGAAAAUUUCAUUUUCCAAUGGAUGAUGGCUCAAACAGCUCUGAACUGAAGAAUCAGAAGGAAGCAGCAACAGGAUUGGAUGUUGAUAAGCAAGUGUAUGAUUUUGAAACCUUGCCUGAUAGAGUAUGUAGUUUUCUGAGCUAAUUUUAUUGGUUUGGGAAUUUUCAGGGAAAUGGAAGGAUCAUAUUUGCUAAAGAAGGAAGAUUUCCCCCCUCUGAUGUCCAACUGAAGGAGAAAGAUUAAGAGAGUUGAAAGGGGAUCUGAUCACUGUACAAGAUUCUAGUUUACAUUGCAAUAGCAAAGGAGGAUAAAUUUCUUUGGGUUUUCUUCACCACUUUCUUUACUUCUUUUUUUUCUUGGAUUGGGGCUUUUACAAUUAAAACGGUUUCUUUCUUUCUUUAGAGGAGAGAUUAAGUUGAGGAUUCCCGCUUCUUAUUUUUAUUGGAAGAAAAAAAAAGUGACUAAAGAACUCUGUACAUUCUCAAGUCUCUUAUGUAUUGCCCCCAUUUAUCUGGGGAAAACGACCAGAUCCUGAAUGUUUUGUUUCACAAAGAGCAGUAGCUACUUAAGUGUAGCUCUUCCUUGGUUCAAAUCAGUUACUUUCUCUA
This is a messenger RNA of Impatiens glandulifera, 3102 nucleotides long. RefSeq lists its product as uncharacterized. The transcript has 7 exons. The coding region runs from base 458 to 2638 and encodes 726 amino acids. NCBI's taxonomy places the organism in Eukaryota, Viridiplantae, Streptophyta, Magnoliopsida, Ericales, Balsaminaceae. The record is from RefSeq and is a predicted model, not a curated record.